AUGGAUGUACCAAUCAUUGAUUUAUCGACGCCAGAAACUCUUGAGAGAGAUUUCUAUGCUUGGUUAAAUGUAAGUUUCGUAAUUUCCCCAAUUGAAAAAUUGAACACAUUUACACAAAAUCCAACAUUUCACAGAGUGAUCCACCACCGCAGCAGUAUUUUCAAACGGAAAUCAAUGAAUUCAGUCAUCAAUAUCCACAAUAUUAUCCAUAUACGGAAUCAUCUGAUAGCGGUUCACCAUCAUCAUUAUCUUGUUCUUCUGUGGAUUAUGAUGUUCCGCCACCUCCACAAUAUGAAAAAGAUGUUGCAAGAAGUUCAGGUGAGAUAAAUUGAAAGAGACUUAUCAAAAAUAUGGAAUCAAAAAAAUUAGUUACUAAAAUUCUAAAAAUUCAAAUUGAAAAAAAAUUACAGUUACAGACGAAAAUAAUUCUAAAAAAAACUUCUCUUUUUUAGAGAAUUGUUUCAUAACAUCUGAAACACCGAUAAUUCACAAAAGCAAAUAAAUUGUAUUCAUUCUUAAAAUACUCCACUCACUUCUAUCCUCUUCUGUUCAUACAAAUAAUUCUGAUAUUUUCACAAAUUGUUAUUUCAGUUUUUCCAGGUCGAAAUCAACUUGGUCGAACUUAUAGUCCUGGCCUGCCCUUAUCAAUGUGUGAACGUGAAGAAAUUGUCAAAUUGUUUCAGGUUAGUCUAAUUUUCCCUUUUCGCAGAAUUUCUCAAUUUUUGCAGGGUGGUUGGAAGAUAUGUGACAUUUCAAAACGUUUAUGCGUAACACACAGUUGUGUCAGCAAAAUUCUAAAUAGAUAUCGACAAACUGGAUCAGUCAAACCAAAAGAUGCAAAAGAAGGACGAACUGAAUCACCGCUAGUUUUAGCAGUCAGAGACUAUCGGUACCCUCGAAUACGAGAAUUAUUUUCACAUUUUAUCAUACUUUUUAUUAUAUUCUUCUGGGAAAAAAGAAAGCAUGUUGUAAUUUUUCAGAAGUCGACUUGGAAUGUGUCGUCAAUCGGAAAUUCGUGAGCAACUAAUUCGAGAUGGUAUUUGUACACGUGAAAAUGCUCCUUCAAGAAGUAGUAUAAAUCAGUGAGUUAAUUUUACAGAAAAACAUCAAAAGUAUGAAAAAUGCAUAUUUUUACAGUAUUCUCCGAACUAAACUCGAUAUAAAACGUCGGAAAAAAGUGGCUUCAGAAGAAUGA
This is a messenger RNA of Caenorhabditis angaria, 1195 nucleotides long. The record is from the annotation of a GenBank genome assembly. NCBI's taxonomy places the organism in Eukaryota, Metazoa, Nematoda, Chromadorea, Rhabditida, Rhabditidae.